AUGCUGCAGAAGGAUGCUCCCUGGUACCGGUCAUCCGACUGUGAAAAGAACUUUGCCCAGUUGAAGUUGAUGCUAAGUUCCGAGCUGCUGUUCACACACUAUGACCCAACACUGCCCGUCCUCGUUGCUGUAGACACCUCCAACCAUGGCAUUAGUGCUGUCACUUUGCAUACUUCUUCUAUCGGUCUGAAAAGAGAGUUUAAAGGAACUUUAGAAAUAACCGUUUCUUUAGCUACACUGUUUUUAUUCGAAGUAUCUUUGAAGGGCUUUUUUGGUGUAUCGCUUGCGAUGGUCGACGCUGCUGAUCGUUUUGAUUACUUGUUCAAGUUUCUCAUAAUCGGAAAUGCCAGUAGUGGGAAAACGUGUAUACUGCGCCGUUACACUGAGAGAAAAUUUUUUCCAAAUACACAGCACACUAUUGGGGCUGAAUUUGGCAGUAAAAUCGUGAAUGUUGACGGCACAUACGUGAAGAUUCAAAUAUGGGAUACAGCAGGUCAAGAGCGUUUCCGUUCCAUGGCUAGAUCUUACUAUCGGGACGCUGUCGGUACACUGCUGGUGUACGACGUUACUAAUCGCCAGUCUUUUGAUGCCGUUGGCCAGUGGUUAAGCGAUGCGAGGCAGUUGGCCAGUCCCAACGUCGUCGUAAUCUUGGUCGGCAAUAAGAAGGAUUUGCAGGACACGGAUGGACAGGUGACGCACUGGGAGGCAAACGCAUUCGCCCAGGAAAACGACAUGCAACUGAUUGAAACCUCCGCUUUGACCGGUGAAAAUGUUGACGAAGCAUUUACUCAAUGUGUGCGCACCCUGUUGGCUAAGGUGAAAAGCGGUGAAAUGGACCCGGAUAGGAUAGGUGGCUGUAAGCCACACGGAGUCACUCUGACGGCCGGAACUCCCGCCGCGCGCAAUUCUUCCAACUCUCCCCGACCUCAGUUCUCAAGUCUCGCAUCCUCUGGUAAUUGUUCCUGUUGA
Messenger RNA from Dibothriocephalus latus, 969 nucleotides. The record is from the annotation of a GenBank genome assembly. Lineage: Eukaryota; Metazoa; Platyhelminthes; Cestoda; Diphyllobothriidea; Diphyllobothriidae.